Messenger RNA from Paramecium sonneborni, 375 nucleotides. NCBI's taxonomy places the organism in Eukaryota, Ciliophora, Oligohymenophorea, Peniculida, Parameciidae. The record is from the annotation of a GenBank genome assembly.
AUGAUCAAACUACUUUAAUUUGAUAUAGAAAUAGCUCUCUAGACAAGAAAAUAUUUUUAGAAUAAAGACUUUCUAUCUAUUUGUAAAAAUAGCACUGAUAGACAAGAUUGGUUUUCUAAGGAAAAUUUAAAAAUUAAACUAUUUCAAACUUAUUAUGCUUACUAUGUUACUGAUCUAUAACAAUUAGAAAAUUCUUAAAAUUAGAUUUAAUCAAUAUUAAGAAAAUAAAACAUCUAAGUUCUUAAGAACCAUUAAAGAUAAAUUAAUUAAUAAUACAUGAUAUAUGAAAAUGUAUUUGAUAAAGCAUUUGUUUAUACAUAAAAGAACAAUAUCAAUAUUUACAAUAAAAAGAGUAAAGGAAAUCACUCAUUUUGA